Messenger RNA from Puntigrus tetrazona (Sumatra barb), 2653 nucleotides. It is a transcript of the gene cux1b, whose product is annotated as cut-like homeobox 1b. Gene Ontology annotation, biological process: intra-Golgi vesicle-mediated transport. The transcript is spliced from 23 exons. The coding region runs from base 257 to 2272 and encodes 671 amino acids. Lineage: Eukaryota; Metazoa; Chordata; Actinopteri; Cypriniformes; Cyprinidae. Gene Ontology annotation, cellular component: Golgi membrane. The record is from RefSeq and is a predicted model, not a curated record.
CCGGUUUUCCCGCGGAAUCGGGCUACUUUAACACCGUUGGCUGUUUCCGCGACCCCAGUAACGUAAUAUUUAGCACCAGAAACGCGAGUUUUACCAGGCGAAACCCGCCGACGUGUAUUUUAUUCUACCGAAAGUGACUGUUAACAGAUGACCCCCCUCGAAACACUGUUGGACUAGUUAUGGAAAGCAACUUGUAGGAUUUUUGUUGCGGAAACCUGGCAACCCUGGUUGCCGUCGUGUCGCGCGAGGACCGAAGAUGGCGGCUAGCAGCGCCGCGUCGGUGUCUCAGUACUGGAAGCGCUUUAAUCUGCAGCAGCUGCAGAGAGAGCUGGACAGUACGGCCACGCAGCUGGCCAGCCGGCAGGACGACAGCGAGCAGUCCAGGAGGAAGCUCAUCGACCAGAGCCGGGAGUUUAAGAAGAACACUCCAGAGGAUCUGAGGAAGCUUGUGGCUCCGCUGCUGAAGAGCUUCCAGGCUGAGAUUGAUGCAUUGAGUAAGAGGAGCAAAGAGUCAGAGACGGCCUUUCUGAAUGUCUAUAAACGACUGAUUGAUGUUCCGGAUCCGGUGCCUGCGUUGGAGUUAUCACAGCAGCUGCAUCUGAAGGUCCAGAGGAUGCAUGACAUAGACACGGAGAACCAGAAGCUGCGUGAGACGCUCGAGGAAUACAACAAAGAGUUUGCUGAGGUCAAGAACCAGGAGGUGACCAUUAAAACACUGAAGGAGAAGAUCAGAGAGUAUGAGCAGAGCGUGAGGAACCAGGCAGAGAAUCUGGCUCUGGAGAAACAGCAACAGAUUCAUAAAAACUAUGAGGAGAAGGAGAGGAAGUUCCAGGAGUCACAUGAGUCUUUGGUUGGUAGACUACAGGAAGCUGAACUCAAAGCCCAGACCCUGCAGACAGCACUUGAACGAACUCAGACUGAGCUUUUUGACCUGAAGACCAAAUACGAUGAAGAAUCGACUGCAAAGGCUGAUGAGAUUGACAUGGUGAUGACUGAUCUGGAGCGAGCCAAUCAGAGAGCAGAAGCUGCUGAGAGGGAGGUUGAAGCUCUGAGAGAGCAGCUCACUUCAGCUCACAAACCAUCCCCGCUGCCAACACGGAUGGACUCGACCCCUUACACGGAUGAGGCCGAGCUGGUGGUGCGCUCGAGUCUGGAGGCGGAGCUCAGUGCGAAGGAGCGUGAGAUGCUCCAGCUGGUGGAGGACGUCCAGAGACUGCAGGCCGGCCUGUCCUCGCUCCGAGAGAGCUCCGCUGCACAGAUCAGCCAGCUUCAGCAGCAGCUCCAGAGCCAGACCGCCACACUCAAGCAUCUGGAGGAGAAGCUGCAGACGCAGGCCGACUAUGAGGAGAUGAAGAAAGAGCUCAGCAUCCUGAAGUCGAUGGAGUUUGGGCCGUGUGACAGCUCCGCGGCACAGGACUCCUCUAAACCUUUAGAAGUGUUGCUGCUGGAGAAGAACCGCAGUCUGCAGUCUGAGAGCGCGUCUCUGCGCAUCGCCAACACCGAGCUCAGCGGCCGUUACGCGUCUCUACAGCUGGAGUUCUCCGCAGCAGUGAAGACCAGCUCUGAGCAGAAAGAGCUCAUCCUCAAACUAGAGCAGGAUCUCAGCACCAUCCAGACUAUAUCACGACCGGACGCUGAGGGAGCAGACAGCAGCGUGGUGAUCGUCCCGGAGCCCAUUAAAGAGGCCACCGCUCUCUUCUCAAGUGUGGGCGGCUCUCCUCAGACAGAGCUUCCUCAGGGUCAGAUGGACUCUCUGCUGUCCAUCAUCUCCAGUCAGAGGGAGAGAUAUCGCUUGCGUAACCAGGAGCUGGAGGCCGCAAACAGCUCCCUUCAGCAGACCUUACAGGCUCUUCAGAGUGAGCUGGACAGCCUGCGGGCCGACAACAUCAAGCUUUACGAGAAGAUCAAGUUUCUGCAGAGCUACCCAAGCAGAGCAGGAGACAGCGACGAUACGGUGAUGCGUUACUCGUCUCAGUACGAGGAAAGACUCGACCCCUUCGCUCCGUUCAGCAAGAGGGAGCGUCAGAGGAGAUAUCAGAGCCUCAGCCCGUGGGACAAGGCCACGCUCAGUCUGGGUCGUGUGAUCCUCUCCAGUAAGACGGCCAGAACCGUGGCCUUCUUCUACACGCUGAUCCUGCACUGCCUCGUCUUUCUGGUGCUGUAUAAAGCUGCCUGGAGCGAGAGCAUCGGUCGGGACUGUGCUGCGUUUUGUGCAAAGAAAUACUCAGACCACCUGCACCGUUUCCACGAGGAUGGAGACAUGUGGCAGUAGCGGCGUCUGCCCCCUAGAGAGAGCUCUUCUUAAUCAUAGCUUGUGCUUUCACUCCUGGUACUAGGACCAGGUUAGCUGGGGAAUAUACUGGGUUAAAUACGAAACUCACAGGUUUGAUGAGGAGAUCUGUUAGCGUCUAUUUGACUUGAAAUCAGUCGUCUCUCACACCUGCCCAGAGGGAUCUGUUGUUCUUGCAUACAUGAUUAUAUCGGCGGUAAUGGUUUAUUUAACUUUGUGCCAGAUACUGUCACAAGCAUCUGCACAAUAUUUAUAUCCUUUCGUUCGGAGGUGUAGUCUCUUAAAGUAUAAAUUUAGGCUUUCAGGGAAUGGAUGUUUUCUUUAUUUUGAGCUAACUCUAUUAAUAAAAGUAAUAAAAUAAAA